AUGGUGGUGCCUGCCACGGAUAACGGAACCGUCUCAGAAGCAUUUUCAAUAACCAACUCAGUGAGGCAGGACUACAUAUCAACCCUAACCCUCUUCAACAUCGUGUUCUCUGCCAUUCUGAUAAACGCCUACCGUGAUGAGCGUCCCGGGACACGCAUCGUCUACAAUACCGACAGGCAUUUUCGCAACUGCCGGCGUAUUCAGGCCUCAACGCGUCUCUUCGUGACUACUGUCCGAGACCUGCUCUUCGCUGAUGACCACGCACUCACCCCCGAGACGUAA
This is a messenger RNA of Spirometra erinaceieuropaei, 282 nucleotides long. The record is from the annotation of a GenBank genome assembly. NCBI's taxonomy places the organism in Eukaryota, Metazoa, Platyhelminthes, Cestoda, Diphyllobothriidea, Diphyllobothriidae.